Phalaenopsis equestris is the source of this 1663-nucleotide messenger RNA. Its product is annotated as COBRA-like protein 1. NCBI's taxonomy places the organism in Eukaryota, Viridiplantae, Streptophyta, Magnoliopsida, Asparagales, Orchidaceae. Gene Ontology annotation, cellular component: plasma membrane. The record is from RefSeq and is a predicted model, not a curated record. Gene Ontology annotation, biological process: plant-type cell wall cellulose biosynthetic process; cellulose microfibril organization. Bases 1 to 1485 code for a protein of 494 amino acids. The transcript has 7 exons.
AUGUAUCGUAGAUGCCCGACAAUUCUUGGUGGAGAGCGGUCAUCUCCUCCUCCAUCCUCUCCAAUUUCUCCAAUUGAACCAGCGGCUAGCAUAUCUACUCCUCUCAUUGAAUCCCAACCGACCGAGCAAAGUUCUCAAUCUUGUCUCCACGGUGAGCCAACCACCGAGGGAUGUUCGGCGUCCAUUAGUUGCUUUUUCACGGGCCUUACAAAGACUGCUCGGGCGUUCAAUCCCACCAUCGUCGCUCAGGGGGCGGCUGCUUUUGCAGGUGCCUGGGCAGCCACCGCUAGCGUCGUGGUCGAAAUUCCACCAACAUUUGUUAAAGACAUGACACCCUUACUAGGUAGCGUCAGGGCACCAGCAACUUCUUACGUCCAGUGCGGCGGCAAAGCACCACCUUAUUCGACUUCUUGUGCGGCCGUUGUUACCAUCAACAACUACCAACAAUAUCGCCACAUUCAGUCGCCAGGAUGGAUAUUAGGAUGGACGUGGUCGAAGAAGGAGGUUAUAUGGUCUAUGGUUGGCGCACAAACUACCGAGCAGGGAGAUUGCUCGAAAUUUAAGGGAAAUAUUCCUCAUUGCUGCAAAAAAGAUCCAUCUGUUGUUGAUCUUCUGCCCGGAACUCCAUAUAAUAUGCAAAUAGCUAAUUGUUGCAAGGGUGGAGUGAUUAGUUCAUGGGUUCAAGAUCCACCUAAUGCUAUCAGCGCAUUUCAGCUCAGCGUCGGACAAUAUCAUAGCUUAUGGCUUAUGCAAUAUGCACUAAUGACAUGGAAUGUGACAUGCACCUAUUCUCAAUUUCUUUCCCAGAAGACUCCUUCAUGUUGUGUCUCUCUUUCUUCUUUCUACAACGAUACUAUCGUUAACUGUCCAACAUGUUCUUGUGGCUGCCAAAACAAUGUCACUCAUCCCGGGAGCUGUGUGGAGGGAGAUUCACCUUAUCUUGCUUCUGUGGUAAAUGGCCCAGACAAGAGCAGCUUUGCACCUUUGGUUCAGUGUACUUCCCAUAUGUGUCCCAUAAGAAUUCAUUGGCAUGUUAAGCUGAACUAUGUGGAGUACUGGCGUGUAAAGAUCACAAUUACAAACUUCAACUACAGGAUGAAUUACACGCAGUGGAACUUUGUUGCUCAGCAUCCUAAUUUUAAUAAUCUCACAGAAAUAUUUAGCUUCAAUUACAAGUCCCUCACUCCUUAUGAAGCCAUAAAUGACACCGGUAUGUUUUGGGGUAUAAAGUAUUACAACGACCUAUUGAUGACAGCUGGUCCUUCCGGGAACGUUCAAUCCGAAGUACUCCUUCGCAAGGACGCAUCGACGUUUACUUUCGAAAAAGGAUGGGCGUUUCCUCGUCGAAUUUACUUCAAUGGUGACAACUGUGUCAUGCCAUCUCCAGACUCCUAUCCAUGGCUGCCGAACGGAAGCUCGAGGCCUCGAAGCUCACUUCUUCUUCCAAUGGUGAUCCUUUGGGCAUUUUUAGGUCUCUAUGCUUAGUUGAAGCAUGAUUAGUGUUUGAUUUUGAUUUUUCUUGCAACAUAGGGGAAAGGAUGUUACUUACCAUGUGGUUGUAGUUUUGAGAGUUAUUAGAUGUCAUAGCAAUGGAGGGAUGGAUACAAUAUGAUAAUGUGAAUACCAUAUGUGGUGAAUUUAAUACAAUUUAUUUAACAUAAGA